Vigna angularis (adzuki bean) is the source of this 1831-nucleotide messenger RNA. RefSeq names its product probable transcription factor KAN4. Gene Ontology annotation, biological process: abaxial cell fate specification; regulation of DNA-templated transcription. The record is from RefSeq and is a predicted model, not a curated record. The transcript is spliced from 7 exons. Lineage: Eukaryota; Viridiplantae; Streptophyta; Magnoliopsida; Fabales; Fabaceae. The coding region runs from base 396 to 1448 and encodes 350 amino acids. Gene Ontology annotation, molecular function: transcription cis-regulatory region binding. Gene Ontology annotation, cellular component: nucleus.
CUCUCUGCAUACACAGUCCUUUCAUAUUGAUGACUAAUCCCCAGCUUCCAUAAAUAACUACUCCUUUUUCGCUACCUUUUCGUUCAAACAACCAUCCCAAACAAACAACUCCCAUCAAUUCUCUUUCCCUGCUGGUGGCAACUAGUCUCUGCAAUAUUAAACAUUGUUUCGUCACUGCUUUGAUUACAACUUUCCGUGUCGUCCUUCAUCCCUACUGGGAUGCUACUUAAAAAGCCCACCAUCACCUCUCACCUCUCACCUCUCACCAAACCAAUGCAAUAGCAUAAACACAUCCAUUAUAAAACACAAAUCUUUUUGCUUAUUUAUAGACACUUCAACCAUUCUUUACAAUAAACACUUCUGUUUGGACCGGAUACUACUCUUUUGACUAUUUAAUGCAAUUGUACAUCAUGAGCUCGUACUCAAAACCACUUUUAAAUUGGAACAACGGUACACCAAUCUCUACAAUCCCUAUGUGCACCAUUCCUCACACAGUAAUGCCAACCUUUGCACCCUUGCCAGAGCCAGAUCUCUCCUUAAACAUCAGCCCUCCAGUAACUUCAGAUCCUGACGCUAAACAACUGGAAACAACCUGCAGCGGAUUCACAUUAACCACCAAAACGCUUUACACCGAUCUGUGCUCAACCUCGGAUUCUGGUAGCAGUGGAAGCGAUUUAAGCCACGAAAAUGGUUUUCGCCACACUGUCUACAACCUUGCUCAUCGUGAACAACCGACAUUGAGCUUAGGCUCCGGAAGGGAAAAUUUGAAUCCUUAUCCUAUACAAGGAGCUGUGUCGAGAAACUUCAAUUACCUCCACAACUACCAACCUCAGACCAACACCGUUGAUUUCAAACGAAAUCCUAGAGGCAUUCAAGGUGUGAAAAGAAGCUCGAGAGCUCCUAGAAUGCGAUGGACCACUACCCUCCACGCUCACUUUGUUCAUGUGGUUCAGCUUCUUGGUGGACAUGAAAGGGCAACUCCGAAGUCUGUGUUAGAGUUAAUGAACGUGAAGGAUCUAACUCUAGCUCACGUGAAGAGUCACUUGCAGAUGUAUAGAACAGUGAAGAGCUCUGACAAAAGCAGCGCAGGUUAUGGGCAGACAAGUAUAGGGUUGAGCCGAAAGCCAGGGAUUGUCGAUCUGUAUGGAGCUUGUGAGAGACCAAAUUUGCCACAGCCGCUGCUAAAAUCCCACAGGACGCCAUGGCAAUCAUCGAUGGAGACAAAUUCAAUAAAUUACAUACAGAGCCCCAUUAUAAAUUCAAUGUGUUCUGAUAUGAGAGAAAACCAAACCAUGGUGGGUGGACAGCAUUAUGGAGGCCUGUCGAAUUGCAUGGAGGAGAAAUUGGAAUCUUGCACUUUGUCACGUUCCGAUAUGACGCUAGACCUAGAAUUUACCCUUGGAAGGCCCACUACUUGCAAAGAGAUCACGCAGAAACAACAGAAUUAACUCUUCUCUAUUGUUGAACACAUUGGAACCCUUUCUUUUCUCAUUUAAGCAUGCCCCAACUUAUACUAUAACUGAGAGAAGAGGAACUUUAUAUCCGUAAGAAUAAGUUUCUUUUUCCAUGAUACAUAUAUUUAUGAGUUUUGUCUAGCUACAAAAAGAGAUGAGAGAAGAGGAUAAAUCUUUGCUAGGAAACAUUUGCUUCUGUCCAAAGAAUUCAGAAUAUGUCUUUAAUGUCAUUUUCAGUGCAAAGAGUAGAAGAAAUAUAAUAGUUCUCUCAGACAAUGGACCACAUAUGUUGUAAUCGUUCAGAAGAGGACCCAUCUUGAACUGGUGGGUCAAGAUUUAUGCCACUGUCAUGACAUCAUUCUCAGCUUCAUAUUUGU